Messenger RNA from Pelagomonas calceolata, 969 nucleotides. Lineage: Eukaryota; Pelagophyceae; Pelagomonadales; Pelagomonadaceae. The record is from the annotation of a GenBank genome assembly.
AAUCACACGGCGCAGAUCUGCAAAGCUGACGCUGGCACGCAAAAGAGACCCUUAAUAGACUCGUCGUCACUGCAUAGAUCGAGUAUCAGGGCCAUUUUGUCGGCUGCAGCGAUGGCGCGCCACACAUUUGCAAGACUAGCUGUCUUUGCGCUCGCUGCAAGGCCUGCUGCCGGCCUGGCCCUUGAUCGCCGCGCGGCGCUGCGCUGGAGCGCCGGUGCGAGCGCUGGUCUCGUCGCGGAGCAGGCGCUCGCCGCCGACGCGCCGGCCGCGGAGCCGCCCGCGGCACCGCCAGCCGCAGAGCCGAAGCCGGCCCCCGCGAAGCUUUUUGACGUGACGCUCCCCUUCAAGGGGAAAGACGUCCCUUUGUCAAAGUUCCGGGGCGACGCCCACCUCGUGGUCAACAUCAAGAUGGACGACCCCGUCGCGGGCGCGAAUUUCAACGCGAUGCGGUACGCCGCGAAGGAGUACCCCGGGCUGCGGGUCUGGGCCGUCCCCACGGAGCAGGGCUACUACGAGCCCGACGUGUCCGAGUUGGUAAGGGCCAAGGCCUACCAGCAAUUUGGCUUCGGGACGUACCCGACCGCGGUGGUCUUCGACAAAAUUGACGUUGUGGGUUCGACGCGGCAUCCUCUCUACUCAUACUUGGCCACAUAUCCCGACCCAAACGGCGUCGGGCGGCUGUCGCUGAACUUCGAGAAGUUCUUGCUCGACAAGGAUGGCCGCAUACUGCGGAGGUAUCCCCGGAAGUUCACGGCUUUUGAUUUUGAGGCGGACAUCAACGCGGCGACGAACGGUGAACAACUCCCGGCACCCUCAGCCCAGUUCAAGGACGCCUGGGUCAAGGCCGCGAGCGACGCGAAGAAGGGCGAGUACUCCUUCCGGGGCAACUACAACGUCUGGGACCAGUCCGAGCCGUCGAAGGACUGGGACGGGCUGGCUGAUUUAGGCUUUACCUAAACGUCGGUGUCU